UCCUUGCUUCCUAUUUAUCUUGUUGAUACUGAUUUUCUUGUCUUCUUCACUCUCGACUGGGAGAAACAAAACCUUUUCAAAACCUUGGACAAUGUCGAUGUUAAUGGCUGCCAAAUCCACUUCACUCUGCUACUCAAACCCUUCUAUCUCGUCCAGAACCAAGCAAAACCCACGCGUCGUCAGAUAUGCUUAUCCGACGGUGAGAAUGCAGUCGCGUGUUCACCGUCUGAUCGAAGAGCAAGGAGCGGUGCUCGUUCCCGGAGUCUACGACGCAUUGUCGGCGGCUAUCGUGCAGCAGACCGGAUUCUCCGCCGCGCUGAUCUCCGGUUACGCUCUCUCCGCCUCUAUUUUGGGAAAACCGGAUUUCGGUUUGAUAACACCGCCGGAGAUGGCAGCAGCAGCUAGAUCGGUUUGUUCCGCUGCUCCAGGCAUACCCAUCCUUGCAGAUGCAGAUACUGGUGGAGGCAAUGCACUCAAUGUUCAAAGAACCGUGAAGGACUUAAUCGCAGCUGGUGCUGCUGGUUGCUUCCUUGAGGACCAGGCAUGGCCAAAGAGGUGUGGGCAUAUGCGUGGAAAAGAGGUCAUACCUGCAGAGGAGCACGCUGCUAAAAUAGCAUCAGCCAGAGACGCCAUUGGAGAUUCUGACUUUUUCCUCAUCGCUAGGACUGAUGCGCGUGCUCUGUCUGCAAAGACAGGACUUUCAGACGCCAUUGACCGUGCUAAUCUCUACAUGGAGGCAGGAGCUGAUGCUUCCUUUGUUGAGGCACCAAGAGACGAUGAUGAGCUUAAGGAAAUCGGAAAACGCACAAAAGGUUACAGACUCUGUAACAUGCUCGAAGGUGGACGCACGCCAUUGCACACACCUGAUGAGCUUAAAGAAAUGGGCUUUCAUUUGAUCGCUCACCCGCUUACCUCGCUCUACGCAUCAACUCGAGCUCUUGUGGACGUCCUCAACAUCCUCAAGGAAAAGGGAACCACCAAAGAUCAUUUGGAAAAGAUGAUUACUUUCGAGGAGUUUAAUCGUUUGGUGAACUUGGGUGAAUGGUAUGAGCUCGAAACUAAGUACUCUAACCUCAGAAACGCUCUUGGCACGCACAACUAAACCAUGAGAUGUGUGUGUGUGUGUGUGUUUAUCAAUAAUGUUAUCUUCUUCUUUUUUCACUUGCUAUGUAAUAACAUUAUGCUUUAUGCUGUUAGCAUAUUUUAAUAGGACUUAAUGCCAACUUCUUCUAAGAA
This is a messenger RNA of Brassica oleracea var. oleracea, 1236 nucleotides long. RefSeq names its product carboxyvinyl-carboxyphosphonate phosphorylmutase, chloroplastic. The transcript has 7 exons. The record is from RefSeq and is a predicted model, not a curated record. The coding region runs from base 92 to 1102 and encodes 336 amino acids. NCBI's taxonomy places the organism in Eukaryota, Viridiplantae, Streptophyta, Magnoliopsida, Brassicales, Brassicaceae. Gene Ontology annotation, molecular function: catalytic activity.